GAAUAUCUGCUUUCUAAGCUCCGCUAGAGUCGCAUCACAUGGCCGUAUAGACUGGUCGCUUUGUUUUGCCCUCUUUUGGCGGCAUCUUUGCGCAAAACCGACUUUGCGCCAGCUUGAGCUCCUCCUAACCCUCGGCGACUGGUCUAGCUCCAGCUUUCGGACCACCACGACCCCAAACACGUAACCAUCUCACCUGCAAUCCGAGCUUCGAUGAGCCGCGGCAGCCUUUAAUACCACUUUUCCAUCGCAAACGCGUCCACGGCUCCGAGUUCGCAACCAUCUUAACGCCGACGGAUCGGUAAAGCCGAAAUGAAUCCAGCGCACCGCGACGGGUGGCCGCCGUCACAGGCCGCCGCGCCUGGCCAACAACAAACGGAACACAACCAGGGACAGGGUCCGCGUCCACUUGGGUCAUACGGACAGAACAACGCGAACCCACAAGCCCCGCCACAUGCGUCGCCUGCUCAAGGCCCGGGGUCGGUGCUCCCUCCGCCAUCUGCGCCCUCUUUCUACUCGUCAAACGCCGCGACAGCCCAUAAUCAGAACCUCCCUGCGCUGUCAGGACUGACGGGACAGCCCCCUCACACUUCGCCCCACAUGUCUGCCCAGAGACCGCCCUCGUCGGAGGCGGGGACCAUGGCGCAAAGCCACCAGGGCCCUCCCCCGGGCCCACAAUACUCGCUACCUGGUAUUUCUCAAGCGCUACAACAGCCACACAUGCAGCCUCAAGAACAGACCAAUGCAGACCGAGAUCGAGAACUGCGCGAGGCGCGAGAACGCGAUAUCAUGGAAUCGCAUGCUGCACAGCAAGAUGAGAUCGUGAAGCGUGAGGCAGAGCUGCACGAGCGUCAACAGCGUGAGCAGGCAGCACACCAGAACCACUCUGCGCCCAUACAGAUUCACCAGCCCGUAGCAGUAGCACCAUCGACGCGGACGAUCCAUGGACCCAAUGGCCUACUUGGGCAAUCGGGGCCUCUGGGCGGACCAAAUCCACUCACAGGACCAAGUGGCUCUGGACUCAUAUUUGGAAAUGCGCCUGUCCAGCAUGACCAAACUACACCCAGGAUGCAGCAUGCUGUGCAACCACCAACCCAGGCUCAGAUGCUCAUGCCAUUUGCAGGCCCACCAGGUGCGAUGGGCAUGGGCCAGGGCCAACAGCCCAUCCUGAACGACGCACUGAGCUAUCUCGACCAAGUCAAGGUUCAGUUCGCCGACCACCCUGAUGUCUACAACAGAUUCCUCGACAUCAUGAAGGAUUUCAAGAGUGGCGCAAUCGAUACUCCAGGCGUCAUUGAGCGAGUUAGUACCUUGUUCGCAGGUAAUCCGAAUCUAAUCCAGGGGUUCAACACAUUUCUCCCGCCAGGAUAUAAGAUUGAAUGCGGCACCAAUGGCGACCCGAAUGCGAUUCGAGUGACGACGCCUAUGGGAACGAUGGUUUCCACAAUGCCUGCCCCAAGACCUCUUUCACCACCGCGUGGCAAUCUUGUCAAUGGUAACGCUGCGCCUCAGCAUGAAACCACCUACUACGAAACGGCUCAGGGUCGACCUUGGCCUCCACAGCCAAGAGCUCAAGGUCCUGAGGGGCAGGAUACGAUGUUCUCUCCAAACAAUCGUAACCUAGGACAGUCGUUACUGUAUGGCGUACAGCAAGGUCAGCAAGGUCCAGCGCCAAUUUCACCAGAAGUCACCGUACGCCCUCUUCCCGACGCCGUCAGCACCGCUGCUGCUCUCGCGCACCAACAAGAGCAAAGGGGAGUAUCACAGCUUCAGAAUGCUGUCACCGCUGCCACUGGUGGCUCUAUUCUCUCGCCGAGUGCGGGCAACGCUACGCCUCUUCCGGUUCAGGCAAUGAACGGUGCAGUUCAGGUUGCACAGAUGGGGAGCCUUGGAGCUGAGAAACGAGGUCCUGUCGAGUUCAACCAUGCCAUUAGCUAUGUCAACAAGAUCAAGAAUCGCUUCGCCUCGCAGCCCGACAUCUACAAGCAAUUUCUGGAAAUACUGCAGACGUAUCAACGCGAGUCAAAGCCAAUCCAGGAUGUAUACGCUCAAGUCACCGGCCUGUUCAGUUCUGCACCAGAUCUUUUGGAGGACUUCAAGCAGUUUCUCCCAGAGUCAGCUGCUCAGCACCGGGCACAACAACAAGCGGCGAGGAAUGCUGCUGAAGAUGCAGUGAUGCUGACUAACGUUCGAGGUGACGCUGGCUACGGUCAGACGCCAAACCUCCAGCAAACCCCACGCGCAGACACUUCUCGACUACCUCCUAUGGGUAAUUUUGCGCCUACGCCAACAGCAAACCGUGAUAACAAGCGGAAGCGCGAGCGUCAGGGCCCUGUGGCGGCAGCCAUGCCUGCGCCGAUGACCCAGGAACCGCCGACUUCGAACAUGCGUGGCUCAUACGGACAAAGUACCGUGAACAAGCGUACGAAAACAGGCCAUGCUGCCAAACAAGCAGUACCUGAUGGUCCACCAGUUUCUCCUACACUCACUCCCGCGCUGCCAGAGCCCAUGCCGCCAACGAACACCACGACCCCGAACCAAGACGAGCUGGCUUUCUUCGAUCGCGUUAAGAAGUUUAUUGGAAAUAAGAACACUAUGAACGAAUUCUUGAAGCUGUGCAACCUCUUCUCCCAAGAUUUGAUCGACAAGCAGCUGCUGAUCUACCGAGCACAAGCUUUCAUUGGUGGAAAUCAAGAGCUGUUUGCGUGGUUCAAAAAGUUCAUGGGCGAGGACGAAGAGCAACAAAAGACAAGACCCAAGACUGUCAACUCGCGAGUUUCGUUAUCGAAUUGCCGCAGUCUUGGACCUAGUUAUAGGUUGCUUCCCAAGCGUGAGCGCGAGCGGGUUUGCAGCGGGCGCGAUGAGCUUUGCCGAUCUGUCUUGAACGACCAAUGGGCGUCUCAUCCGACCUGGGCUUCAGAAGAUUCUGGAUUCGUCGCCCAUCGCAAGAACGGGUUCGAAGAGAACCUGCAUCGAAUCGAGGAAGAGCGACACGACUACGAUUUCAAUAUCGAAGCAUGCAACCGCACUAUCCAACAGCUGGAACCGAUUGCCAAUCAACUGCUCACCAUGAAGAGCGAUGACCGAGCGACCUUCACACUACCUCCUGGUCUUGGUGGACAGAGCGAGACCAUCUACAAACGCGUUAUCAUGAAGAUAUACGGCCGUGAUAAGGGACGGGACGUUAUCAAAGAACUCUUCGAGAUGCCAUGGAGUGUGGUUCCUGUCUUGCUGCACAGAUUAAAGGUCAAGCUAGAGGAUUGGAAAGCCGCCCAGCGUGAAUGGGAGAAGGUCUGGCGUGAUCAGACUCAAAAGGUCUUCUGGAAGUCUCUCGAUCAUCAGAGCAUCACAGUCAAGCAGACAGACAAGCGACAAUUUCAACCGAAGUCGCUCACCAACGAGAUCCAAGUCCGGUACGAGGAGCAAAAGCGACUUCAGACGAUUCAAGAGAUCCCUCAGCCUGAUUAUCAGUUUGUGUUUUCGUUCAAGGACGAGGAGGUUCUCUUUGAUGUGGCUCGCAUGAUGCUUACGUUCGCGGACAACAACAGUGGUGCCGAUUUUGCCAAGGUCGUUCCAUUCAUCAGAGAAUUCGUACCAUUGUUCUUUGGGCUUGACACCGAAAAGUUUCAGCAACGGGUGCAGCUGUCGGGUCGCAACACUCCCAACGAGUCUGGCGAAGACACUCCUAGUCCUGACGAUGACGUUUCCCAGCGAUCCCAGAAGCCAAAGAAGGGCGAUCUCCGUCGCGACGUCCUUGAUCCCCGUGGUAAGUCACGAAAGGACAAAGAUGAUGGCGUUGCGUCAGCAAGCAGGGACACCACGCCAGAAAUUCCAUCUGGCGCUGAAGACGAGACCACCGCCGAGAGCUCGAAUUCAAACCGCAGUGAGCGACCAUCUGGCCACUGGGUGGACUAUUCGGCUGGUCCUACGGCGCUCGGCGACAAGGAGUUUGAGCAUGACGAGCACUAUCAACGCACAGAGUACAACAUGUACGCCAACGCCUCGAUCUACUGCUUCUUCCGCAUGUUUGUAUACCUGUACGAAAGGCUGCUCAAGCUUAAAGAGAGCGAGGAGGAAGUUCGAAAAGUCGUCAAUCGCGCCAAGGAAUCCAAACCUGCGCAGAGGCUCAAGAUGCUCGACAAGCAGCCUGAAGAUUUCUUCAAGGAUACGUCUGCGUCGGCAAACUACUAUCAGCAGGUCCUCGACCUCUUCCAGGAUCAAAUUCUUGGCGAGACGGAUAUGAACUUCAUUGAAGAAACGUUACGCCGGUACUACUUGCAAAUAGGGUGGCAAUUGUACUCGUUUGACAGACUGCUCAGCUCGCUGGUGCGAUCCGCGCUGGCAGUUGUAAGCCAAGACAGCAAGGACAGGAGCCUUGAUAUUUACAAUCUCUUCAGGAAGGACCGUAUCAACGACACCACGGCGCACAAGACCGAGAUCAACUACAGGAAAGCUGUUGAGAAGUUUGCCAAGGAUGCCGAUACUUACCGCAUCACUUACGACCCCGCCAAGAUGGAAGCAUAUGUCCGGUUAUUCAAGAAGGACGACCCAACCUUCGAGUUCAAUUCUGUCGACCGCGUCAAGCGGUGGAGAGCAUAUGUAGCAUCAUAUACGGCCGUCGAGCCUACCGAAGAGGUCGACAUUGCUCGCGUCCACUAUCCAUACCUCAAGAAGCGCCUUGCGAGGAACCAAGAUAUUUCGGACGCAAACCGGUUGGACCAUGUCAAGCACAGUGACAAGAUCACGGUAUCCAUCAACCCGGCCGCCUAUGUCAUGACAUUCAUUCACAGCGAACCUUCCGGUACCGGUGGUGUUCAGUACUUCCUCCAGCCUGAUGUUGUCCGUGCAGGUGUCAACGAGGUCUUCCCUAAUCCUACCGAGGAGUUCAAGAUCCUCAACGACUCGAGGCGUGAUCUCACCCAAGAGAAGCUGGUCCGGAACAACACAUGGAUGAAGGACCUCAGUCGGGAUGAUGUGGACACGCAGAAAGCGGCUUUCAAGAAAGAUCUCGAGCAGGCGAGGAGUGUUGAGGACGAUGAGGAUGUUGAGAUGGCGGAGGUGUAGUUGGUUUUUUUGGUUCAAAUGUUUCUUCUUUCUUCGACGCACACAUAUAUACCUUUUCUUGUUUGACGGCUUAGGGAUGUCCGGCGCACAAGGUGGGUAUGCGAGAUGAGGUUGGAUGUGUUGGGUUUUUGACGAUGGGGUAGGUUCAAGGGGGGUUGCAUUGUGGGGUGCAUGAGCGAGCAGCGAUGCGGUGCGAUUCAUGGAUUUGUAUAUGCUUCUCGCAUGGCGUUUGGUCUGAUGCACCCGACUCAAAUUUAUAUCCACGUUCUAGUCUCUCAAUCAAAAAAUAGUACUAUUCU
Dothidotthia symphoricarpi CBS 119687 is the source of this 5360-nucleotide messenger RNA. RefSeq lists its product as uncharacterized. NCBI's taxonomy places the organism in Eukaryota, Fungi, Ascomycota, Dothideomycetes, Pleosporales, Dothidotthiaceae. Bases 310 to 5061 code for a protein of 1583 amino acids. The transcript is spliced from 5 exons. Gene Ontology annotation, biological process: negative regulation of transcription by RNA polymerase II. The record is from RefSeq and is a predicted model, not a curated record. Gene Ontology annotation, molecular function: transcription corepressor activity. Gene Ontology annotation, cellular component: chromatin; Sin3-type complex.